CUUUAUUACAAAAGCCGACCGGUUCGGAACAGCAUCUAGCAAGAAGUGAAAGUGAAAUAAGAAACCUCCCGCCAUAGUUGCAUUUUUGUUUAAACUGUCCAUUGCUUUCUGUUAUAAAACUGUAAUUGAAUAAGAGAGGUCAACUAAAAUGGUGAAUCUAUCCGCAUUACUCAGGCUCCCUGCUGCCAUGGGGAACCCUAAGCUGAAGACGGUUCCAAAGUCCAUCUACAGCCACCUGCGAGGAUUCCCGGUCGUGAACGGUGAGGUCACACAACUCUCUGCCAAGGUACGUGACUUUGUGGAACAAUCGGCAACCCUUUGCCAACCUGACAAAAUUCACAUCGUCGACGGCAGUGAAGUUGAGAGUAACUCCCUGCUGAAGAUGCUCCAUCAACAAGGAACAAUCCAACCACUGCGAAAGUACGAGAACUGUUGGUUGGCGCGAACGAACCCAGCUGACGUUGCCCGAGUCGAAUCGAAAACGUUCAUCUGCACCGAGAAGAAAGAAGAAGCCAUUCCCACGCCGAAAGAUGGAGUUAAGGGAACUCUUGGAAACUGGAUUUCCACUGAAGAUUACGAUUCGGCCAUCGCAGCACGUUUCCCAGGUUGCAUGAAGGGUCGCACCAUGUACGUCGUGCCCUUCUCUAUGGGACCGAUCGCAUCUCCCUUGGCAAAGGUCGGUGUUGAAAUCACCGAUUCCGCUUAUGUCGUCAACUCGAUGCGGAUUAUGACCCGAAUGGGCGAAGAAGUGCUGGACAAGCUGUCAGAUAACUCGGACUUUGUGAAAUGUCUUCAUUCGGUUGGAACCCCUGCCAACGGAAAAAUCUCCAUGCCAUCAUGGCCUUGCGACCCGGAACGAACAAUUAUUCUCCACAAACCGGCCAACAACGAAAUCGUUUCCUACGGAUCCGGUUACGGUGGCAACUCCCUGCUUGGCAAAAAGUGCCUGGCUCUCCGAAUAGGCAGCACCAUCGCUCGUCGUGAGGGUUGGCUCGCUGAACACAUGCUUAUUCUCGGCAUUACAAACCCGAACGGAGAUAAGAAAUACAUUGCUGCCGCCUUCCCGUCUGCGUGUGGUAAAACAAACCUCGCAAUGAUGAACCCCACACUGCCGGGGUACAAAGUCGAAUGCGUCGGUGAUGACAUUGCCUGGAUGAAGUUCGAUUCCAAAGGUCAACUGAGGGCCAUCAACCCAGAAAAUGGAUUCUUCGGCGUAGCUCCAGGAACCUCAUCCGCAACAAACCCGAAUGCAAUGAGCACCAUCCACAAGAACACCCUUUUCACGAACGUUGCUUCUACAUCAGAUGGAGGAGUGUUCUGGGAAGGAAUGGAUGAAGAACUAGCCCCUGGAACCCAAAUUACCGACUGGCUUGGUCAACAGUGGAAGAAAGGCGAAUCUAAGAAUCCAGCUGCUCAUCCAAAUUCCCGUUUCUGUGCCCCAGCAGGUCAAUGCCCAAUAAUUGAUCCCGCAUGGGAAGACAGCGAGGGAGUCCCAAUUUCAGCUAUUCUGUUCGGGGGACGACGACCCACAGGUGUUCCUCUGGUCUAUGAAGCCAACUCCUGGUCCCAUGGAGUCUUCAUCGGUUCAGCAAUGCGUAGUGAAGCUACCGCUGCCGCAGAACACAAGGGCAAAGUCAUCAUGAACGAUCCGUUCGCGAUGCGACCAUUCUUCGGCUAUAACUUUGGUGAGUACCUUCAACAUUGGCUCAGCAUGGAAGGACGGGCGGCCGCCGUAAACGGCGAAAUGCCCAAGAUUUUCCACGUCAACUGGUUCCGAAAGGACGACCAAGGGAAAUUCCUCUGGCCAGGAUUUGGCGAGAACAGUCGUGUGCUGGAUUGGGUCCUCCGGCGGAUCGACGGCGAAGAAUGCUACCAACAGACCCCAAUCGGACGCAUUCCAAAACCCGGCUCCAUCAACAUGGAAGGACUCGGGCAGAGGGUCGAUGAGAAACAACUGUUCUCCAUUCCAAAGUCGUUCUGGCAAAAGGAAGUUGAGGAAAUCAAGCAAUACUAUGACAACCAACUGCCCCACGAUCUGCCCCAGGUGAUCGGCAAAGAGUGGCAAGAACUGAAGAGCCGCGUGGAAGACAUGUAAGAACUGCGUUGAUGUACAAAAAAAUCCUAGAUUAAGCCUUGUAAUUUAUGACACAAAAUAGCCUUAGUGUUCUUUUAAGUAUUAACGUGUACACGAGUAGUGUAAAUAUAUGUCUUAAGAUCUGUUUUAAUUAUAAA
Molecule: messenger RNA, 2232 nt
Organism: Armigeres subalbatus
Lineage: Eukaryota; Metazoa; Arthropoda; Insecta; Diptera; Culicidae
Product: phosphoenolpyruvate carboxykinase [GTP]-like
Exons: 2
Coding region: 149-2095 (648 amino acids)
Biological process (GO): cellular response to glucose stimulus; propionate catabolic process; gluconeogenesis
Cellular component (GO): cytosol
Molecular function (GO): manganese ion binding; phosphoenolpyruvate carboxykinase (GTP) activity; GTP binding
Source: RefSeq, a predicted model, not a curated record